AUGUUGGCCACGUCGGCCGUCCGCAGCGCCCCAUUGAGGGUCGCCGCCCGAACCAUUGUUCGAAAGACCACCACUCGUGCUGCAUCGUCGAGUGCUUCCGAAGCCGCCUCCUCUCCCUUUUACCUUACACUGGGCGCUUCAGCUGCGACGGCAGCAACAGUUGGCUCGAUUGCCUGGUACUACCAUCUGUUCGGUCAAGAUGUCUUUGCCAUGACUCCUGCAGAAGAGGGAUUACACCCAACCCAGUAUCCGUGGGAGCACACAAAAUGGACAAAAACAUUCGAUCACGCUUCUCUCCGAAGAGGGUUCCAAGUUUACCGUGAAGUCUGCGCCGCCUGCCACUCUCUCAAGCGAAUCCCAUACCGGUCACUGGUCGGUACGAUAAUGACCGUCGACGAAGCCAAGGCGAUGGCCGAAGAGAACGAGUACGACACUGAACCCAACGACGAAGGAGAGAUCGAGAAACGACCCGGCAAGCUGUCUGACUACAUCCCCGACCCGUAUAAGAAUGACGAAGCCGCUCGUGCCGCCAACAAUGGUGCCCUUCCUCCAGAUCUAUCCCUCAUGGUCAAGGCCCGUCAUGGCGGUUGCAACUACAUCUUCAGUCUACUGACCGGCUACCCGGAGGAACCGCCUGCGGGUGCCACCGUCCAAUCUGGUCUCAACUUCAACCCAUACUUCCCCGGCACCGGCAUCGCAAUGGCUCGUGUUCUGUACGACGGAUUGGUCGAAUAUGAGGAUGGCACGCCCGCGACCAGCUCGCAAAUGGCCAAAGACGUAGUCGAGUUCUUGAACUGGACCGCAGAACCAGAAAUGGAUGAGCGCAAGAAGAUGGGUUUCAAGGUCCUGAUCAUCGGCACUGCCCUGUUGGCCCUGAGUGGCUGGAUCAAGCGAUACAAGUGGGCCCCCAUCAAGACGAGAAAGAUCAUCUACAAUCCUCCUGGACAGAAGCCCGGUUUUAGAAUGUAA
This is a messenger RNA of Fonsecaea nubica, 969 nucleotides long. RefSeq names its product cytochrome c1, heme protein, mitochondrial. The coding region runs from base 1 to 969 and encodes 322 amino acids. Gene Ontology annotation, biological process: mitochondrial electron transport, ubiquinol to cytochrome c. The record is from RefSeq and is a predicted model, not a curated record. The transcript has 4 exons. Lineage: Eukaryota; Fungi; Ascomycota; Eurotiomycetes; Chaetothyriales; Herpotrichiellaceae. Gene Ontology annotation, molecular function: heme binding; electron transfer activity.